AUGGAGUCCACGCCUACUCUUCCCAUCCCGAUCUCCUAUGUAUCUGGUAGAUACCUGCUGUUCUCUAUUGACGCCGUCACUUAUCUGCGACGCGAGCACAACAUCUGUGGCGUGCUGAUCGGGACCCUCCCACAAAUCCCACAACAGAAUGUGUUCCUGGGCCUGCCGCUGGAAUUGAUGCCCGAGGAGGCACGGGUCUUGGUGGACAAGGAUGUAGCUUGCAUUGUAGACGAAGCCAGAGCUCACGAUGGCAUGCGAUCUCUCCUAGAGGAGGAUCGUCGACAGUAUCUCCGCGACCUAGAAUCCCAAGGCCAGCUCGCCACGCGUAUGCUGUCAGAUCGCAAGGACCAGCAAAGAGAACAAUCCCUGAAGGAGAUAGACGAGAAGAAGGCCAAGGGCCUGGCUGCGAAGGCUGCAAAGGCCGCCGCCGAUGCUCAAGCCGCCGCUUCAUCGACCUCAGCCCCUACCGAGAAAGAGGAACCCAACUCAGUCUUCGCCGGAGAGGAUGAGAGCUCGUCGCUGUCUCGCACAACCGGCACAAGCACACCAGCGCAUCAUCAGGCCAUGGGUGUCACGCCUACCACUUCCUACCCGCCGCUACCUCACCCCGUCUCCCCGUCCGCUCAAUACCUCCCGAAGCCUGAAGUGCCGCUGUCCUAUCCGCUUUUUGCCCACCUACAUUCACGCGGCUACUUCCUUUCACCUGGUCUGCGCUUUGGAUGUCAAUACGUGGCCUACCCAGGAGAUCCCCUUCGAUUCCACUCCCACUUCGUCGUCGUCUCCGCAGAAUGGGAUCAGGAAAUGAACUUGAUGGAUAUCGUCAAUGGUGGCCGACUGGGCACUGGUGUGAAGAAAGGUUUCCUCUUGGGUGGGCCCCAGAAGAGGCGUGAUGAGGUCGAGUCCGAGGCCGAUCGCAUUGAGACUGUCCGCACCUUCAGCAUUGAAUGGGCCGGCAUGUGA
Messenger RNA from Penicillium subrubescens, 960 nucleotides. Its product is annotated as tRNA splicing endonuclease subunit SEN34. Gene Ontology annotation, cellular component: tRNA-intron endonuclease complex. The record is from RefSeq and is a predicted model, not a curated record. The transcript has a single exon. Bases 1 to 960 code for a protein of 319 amino acids. Gene Ontology annotation, molecular function: nucleic acid binding; tRNA-intron lyase activity. Gene Ontology annotation, biological process: tRNA splicing, via endonucleolytic cleavage and ligation; tRNA-type intron splice site recognition and cleavage. Lineage: Eukaryota; Fungi; Ascomycota; Eurotiomycetes; Eurotiales; Aspergillaceae.